Molecule: messenger RNA, 3447 nt
Organism: Thyridium curvatum
Lineage: Eukaryota; Fungi; Ascomycota; Sordariomycetes; Thyridiales; Thyridiaceae
Exons: 7
Coding region: 1-3447 (1148 amino acids)
Biological process (GO): nuclear-transcribed mRNA poly(A) tail shortening; mRNA processing
Cellular component (GO): PAN complex; P-body
Molecular function (GO): nucleic acid binding; protein binding; poly(A)-specific ribonuclease activity
Source: RefSeq, a predicted model, not a curated record
AUGGUCGCCUUUGACACGAAUCAAGAACUGCUCUGGGCGGGCAACGAAUUCCGUGAACAGGGCCGUGUCAACUCGUUCUAUGGCCCGGAACUCCAGCGCUACACUUCCUUCAAAGCGCACCCUUCCACCGAUGGCCCCGUCCGACAGAUCCUCUUCAACGACAAGGGCGUCAUCGCUCUCGGUCCGAAGAAUGUGCAUAUGGCAUUGCGACGCGGUGUCCCGCUGUGGAAUAUCAGGGACGAGGCAAUGCAAGAUAUGCGAUGCAUGAGUUUCACAUCCCGCGGCACGACCGAGAUACUCGUCGCCGGCAUGCAGGACACGAUGUUCGUUAUCGAUCUGAACAAGCGCGAGAUCACCAAGCGUCAGAUACCCGCGCAGCAUCGUUAUACUAUUAUGAAGAACAACAGUCGGUACAUUUGCGCUGCCACAGACGACGGCAAUGUCGAUAUUCUAGACCCCAUCAGCUUCAAGAUCCUGAAGACGUGGAACGCACACUCGACCUUUAUCAACGAUAUGGACGUGAGGGCCGACUUCAUCGUGACCUGCGGCGCGUCGCUGAAGCAGCAAGCCGCCAUGACCUACAUGUUUGACCCUUACGUCAACGUGUUCGACCUCAAAAACAUGACUUCCAUGUCGCCUGUCGCAUUCCCGCCCCUGGCCGCCUAUGUCCGGAUGCAUCCGCGCAUGGUGACGACUGCCAUAGUCGUGUCCCAGCAAGGCCAGAUGCAUAUCAUCGACCUGAUGAACCCCAACACCAGCAAUGUCAGACAGGCAAACAUACUGUCGUACGUCACGGGCAUCGAAAUUGCGCCCACGGGAGAAGCCCUCGCUAUGGCCGAUACCGAGUGUUCAAUACACUUGUGGGGUUCUCCAUCGCGGGUCCAGUUCACAGAGAUCCCCGGACAGCUCGAGCUGCAGACCCACGACGAGAUGGCGCAGCAUAUCGACUGGAACCCGGAGACGCCUCUCAACUCUGUUGGCAUGCCCUUCUACAACGACACCCUGCUGUCGGUCUGGCCGACGACGAUCAGCGACGUCGGCGCGCCGCCCGUCAAGUUCGACGGCACCUAUCUUUCUACUCUGCAGAAGACCGAGUACGGCUUGUACGGGCGGUCGAACCCGCGCUACCGCCGCAACCAGGUCGAGAACACUCGCGAUUCCGACAAGUCGGCGUCGAUACAGGCGCCCAAGUUCCUGAGCGAGAAGAGCAGAGAGUCUGCUCACGCCCCGACGGGCAGUACGGCCUCGGGCAACGCCGAAGAGCUUGCCGAUCCAUUGGCGAUCACCGAGUUGGAGAGUAUGAUGCCCGAGGCCCCGAGUAUGUAUCGGACUGUGGAGAUCAAGUUCAGCAAGUUUGGCGUGGAUGACUUUGAUUUCGGAUUUUACAACAAGACUCGAUACGCAGGUCUGGAGAACCACAUCGCCAACUCGUAUGCGAACUGCCUCCUGCAGGUGCUGCACUUCACGCCUCUGAUUCGGAAUCUCGCUCUCCAGCACGCCGCAAGCGCGUGCCUGCAUCCUCAGUGUCUGUUGUGCGAGCUCGGCUACGUAUUUGAUAUGCUGCAAAAGGCGGAAGGCUCGACCUGCCAGGCGACAAACAUGCUCAAGAUCCUGAGCAGCCACCAGCAGGCGAAGAGCCUCCGCCUGAUCGAGGACGAGAUCAAGAAGAAUCCGCUGGGCGACAUGAUCCAACAGUUGACGCGGUUCCUGCUCGACCAGAUCACGCGCGACUACCAGCGUAUCCUCCCUGGCGCGCCCGAGAUGGAGCAGGCCCUCGGGACCUCGUCUAUCACGUCGAUGAGGUGCACGAACUGCAGAACGGAGACUACGAGACGACAGCUGACCUAUGUGAACGAGUUGAAAUACCCUGCGGGACAGCAGCCGCAAAAUCGCGGUGGUAAGGCCACCAAGAUUACCUUCUCGCAGGUGCUCAAGUCGAGCAUCGAGAAGGACGCGACCAACAAGGGGUGGUGCGGGCGGUGCCAACGGUACCAGAGCCUCUCGACGCGCAAGACGAUCAACAGCCUGCCGUCGGUGCUGGUGCUCAACGCGUACUCGACGUCGCAGCCGCCCGAGUUCAAGCGCUGGUGGUCGACGCCCGGCUGGCUGCCCGAGGAGAUUGGGAUCAUAGUGGACCCCUCGGGCCAGUUCUUCUGCUACGAGGGCGAAGACCUCAAGCUGCACCUGCAGCGCGGCGCGCACAACGUCAUGGUGUACUCGCUCAUCGGCAUGGCGGCCAACAUCGAGAGCGGCCACCCGCAGGCGCAGAAGUCGCACCUGGUCUCGCUGGUCAACGUCGCGCACGCCGAGCCCGCGGCCCCGGAGAACAGCAGCCAGUGGCACCUCUUCAACGACUUCCUCGUCCGCCCCGUGUCGAGCAAGGAGGCGCUGGGGUUCAACACCGCGUGGAAGACCCCUGCGGUCAUUACGUUCCACCUCAAGUCUGCGAACAACAAGAUCGACGCGGACUGGAAGAAUCACCUGGACACGUCGGUGCUGUAUAUGGAUACCAAACCUGACUCGGAGGAUAAGACCUACCGGGUCUAUGACCAGCAGACGGAGCGACCUGGUCCAGACACGAUCAUCGCGCUCGACACCGAGUUCGUGGCCAUCAGACAGCCAGAGAUCGAGAUGAACUCGGACGGUAUUAGAGAGACCAUCCGGCCCAUGACGCAUGCACUAGCCCGCGUCUCGGUGGUGCGGGGCCAGGGCGAGGACGAAGGGCUGCCGUUCAUCGACGACUACAUCAUCAUCCAGGAGCCGAUCGUGGACUACCUGACGACCUUCUCGGGGAUCACGCAGGGCGACCUGGACCCGCGGUCGUCGCGGCACAACCUGGUGCCGCUCAAGACGGCGUACAAGAAGCUCUGGGUGCUGCUGAACCUGGGCUGCCGGUUCCUGGGCCACGGGCUCAAGCAGGACUUCCGCGUCAUCAACAUCCAGGUGCCGCGGGCGCAGGUCGUCGACACGAUCGACCUCUUCUUCCUGCGGGCGCGGCUGCGGCGGCUCUCGCUGGCGUUCCUGGCGUGGUACCUGCUGCGCGAGGACAUCCAGCUCGACACGCACGACUCGAUCGAGGACGCGCGCACGGCGCUCAAGCUGUACCGCAAGUACCUCGAGUUCGAGGACGCCGGGAUCCUCGAGGCGAUGCUGCAGGACAUCUACCGGGCGGGCCGGGACACGGGGUUCAAGCCCCCGCGCCGGGAGGAGGGCCCGCCCGUCGUCCGGACGGAGACGCCGCCCAUCCCCAUCGAGGGGCUGGCGGGCCCGUCGACGCCGUCGAGGUUCGGGCCCCCGCCGGCGCAGCAGCAGACGCCACAGCAGCAGCAGCAGACGCCCAGUGGCGGUGGCGGUGGCGGUGGCGGUGGCGGUGGCGGUGGCGGUGGCGGGUUCGGGGCGCAGGUGCACCAGGGGUGGACGCCGGGGAAGGGGUCCCCGCUUAGGUAG